Messenger RNA from Arachis ipaensis, 1945 nucleotides. Lineage: Eukaryota; Viridiplantae; Streptophyta; Magnoliopsida; Fabales; Fabaceae. The record is from RefSeq and is a predicted model, not a curated record.
UAACUAAAGAAAACCUUUCUUCUACUAAAAAUUAAAAAAUGGUAUAUGAAUUGCGAAAAGCUCAGCAAUCCAAGCAUGGAUAAGAAGAACAAGCUGAAGCACACGGUGAACAAAGCAAAAGAGGAAUCAAACAUGGAAAAGAAGAAUCAGAAUGGCAAGAGCAAGAGCAUUCACGACAUCCUCCCUCUUGACCUGAUUCACAUAAUCCUUCUGCGGGUGCCGAUCGGACAUCUCGCUCGCCUCAGGUGCGUUUCCAAGCUGUGGUGCUCUCUAAUUUCUGAUCCUGACUUUGGGGAAUUGCAUUUUCACCACUCUCCAGCUGCCACCAACGCAUGCAUCUUCAUGAAAAACGAGACUAUGGCUGACUUGGUUUACUUAGACGGCAAUGAUGCAUCACAAAAAGAGGUGUGUCCCCCUUUCCAAAAGAAACCACCUUCUUAUUUUUUGGUAGUAGGAUCCUGCAGAGGCUUUAUUCUCUUCCAUGGACAGCCACAUUUUCUUGUGGUAUGGAACCCACUCACUGGAUCCAGCAAAAGAAUAUCCUACUCUCAUAUUGUUCAUCCUGGUAAGCCCCAUGUCUAUGGCAGGAUUGCCUACAAUGUGUAUCUGCAUGGAUUUGGUUAUGAUGCAUCACAGGAUGAUUACUUAAUUCUUGUAGCUUGGUGCGAUUGCAAAGGACAAUAUCAUUUGGAUUGCUUUUCCUUGAAAACCAAUUCAUGGAUUAAUCUUGAUGCUGCAGUCCCCAAACUCUUGGGUUUUCAUUACUGGCAUUCUGGUGGGUUGUUCUUUAAUGACGCUGUUCAUUGGGUGCCUUUCGAUCUUAAAGAUUACAGGGAUGCUAUUGUUAUCUUUGAUCUCAAGGAAAUGACUUUUUCAACUAUAUCUGCGCCGGAACAACUGUCAGGCUCCUCUCCAAGUGUUGCCCUACUCGGAGGCUGCCUAGCCUUGUCUUCUCCCAAUGAUGAUUGCCGUAACACUGACAUAUGGGUGAUGAAAGAAUAUAAAGUGCACUCAUCUUGGACUCUCUAUCAGAUUCCUUGCAAGGGCUUCCGGCCUCUGUGCUUAUCUAGUAAUAGGGAUAUUAUUGGAAGAGGCUAUACUUCGUGUGGUAAAACAGGGUACUUCAUAUAUAAUGUCAGAGGAGACUUGCUCAAGCAUUUUAAAGAUCUGUGUUGUCAGCUUCCCAAACAUGAACCCAUUAUUGUGUAUACAGAGAGUCUCUUGCCACUCCCUAGUGAUAUUAAGGAUAAGGAUAACAAGAAGAAGAUGAAGAAGGAAAUCCGUAUGUAACCAUUUUCCUAUGCUUUGCACGACCUGCCAUCAAGUUCACCAUGAAUAAUUUGAACAACCUGGUGUUGCUAAAGGUUAGCAUCAGACAAAGAAAGAGAAUUAGGAGCCAACAUACAAGUGAACAGCUUGACACAUGGGGAAGAAGAACAUUUGAAAAGUGCAAAUGAAGUUUAGUUGGUUAUGCAAAACUUCAGAUGUUUUAUUUCUUAGUUGGUUAUGUAAAACUUUAGAUGCUUUAUUUUGCAGAUUGCAGAAUGUACUUUUCUUUUAUCAUGUCAAAACCUUAUGAAUCCAAUCCUAGAAGUUUUAAUUGUAGAUUCUUUUGGGGAUAAUACGUUUCUCCUGCAAACUUGAGAUGCUAGGUGUGGAGUCUAGUGAAUUUGUCAAAUGAAUCUCUUGUAAAAUUUCUCCUCAGCACUCACCCCUUCAUUCAUCUUCAUCAAGGACCCUGCAGAAGCUCGCUACUGCUCUGAUCUAAACGAAAUAUUUCAUGACGAUACUAUGAUGAAAGUGACCUUUAUUGAUUUCAUUGUCCCAAUGAAGAACAAGAAGGAGAAGAAUAUGGACCAAUCUCGUGAAUGUGAUACUAGGAGGGUGCCUAGCCUUGUAUUUCAUAAACUACAAUUUUGGUGAUAAUAGAACUCAGAUAUGGAAA